GGGUUAUUCCACCAAAUAUUGAUUUCUGAUCUCUUAAAAUGAAUAUGAGCUUGUUUUCAUUGCUCUGCUUUCAUUUCACUGAAAGCUCUGCAACUUGUUUGUUAUUUCAGCCAUUUCUAAUGUUCUGUAAAUGCCCUAAGUGACAAUAUGUUUAUUUUCAAUUUGUGAGAUGGCGGCGCACGAAGCUGAAGCUGAAGCUAUGGUAUGUAAACAGUGUUUUUUUAAUAAGCUUAUUGUGCACUUUUUUAAUUAUUAAUGCCUUGUUUUAAAUGCCAGGGCUCUCCGGAUUCUAGCAAGGAGUUGUGGGACUACUUGGAGCCUGGAUAUCGGUGGAAAAAGCGAUUUAUCAAAUUGUGCCACCCAGUCUGAAGGGUGUUUGGACAAAACGUUAAAAUUUCUGGAUCUCGGAACGCCGUGGGAGGACAGAGGUGUGCUAUUCAUCAAAGCUUCAGAUAUUUGGCUCAAAAUGAGAAUCUGGGAUUUGUAGAGGAGAUCAACCACAAACUACAGGAAGGAGAUUUAGGAGAUUUAAUCCUCUUGCGUCACCAUCACCUUCAUCACCAUCAUCACCAGCAUCUCUAACCUUUACGAACAGGAUGGAGGAGCUGCUGAACCAGUGGCUGUGGAAGGAGUACUACUGGCUUCCCGCUGGCAGGUCAUGGAAGGACAUUGGGGAUGAUGCGGUUGGAACAUGGCGUCCAUUACCUCGCGACUUAUUCCUCACCCUUCCUUUGGCUCUGGGCUUCAUCGCUGUACGAUUUGUUUUUGAAAGGGCUGUGGCUCUGCCUCUGAGCCGGGCACUGGGUGUGUGUGACAGGGUGCGAGCUCGAGCUGCACCUGAUCCCAAACUGGAGGCCUUUUACCUGCAGAAAAAGAACCACUUCUCUCAGGGUGAUGUCCUGAGUCUGGAGAAGCACUGUGGCCUUACAGUUCGGCAAAUCCACAACUGGCUCCGCCUCCGCCGAAAUCAGGACAAACCCAGUAACACCAAAAAGUUCUGCGAAGCUACGUGGAGGUUUGUGUUCUACCUUAUCGCCUUUGCUGCUGGACUCGCCUCCCUGAUUGAUACUCCCUGGUUCUGGAAUCACAGAGAGUGCUGGCGUGGACAUCCCAGACAACCUGUGACUGAGGCACAAUACUGGUACUACCUCCUGGAGCUCAGUUUCUACUGGUCACUGCUGUUCUGCGUCUCUGUCGAUGUCAAACGCAAAGAUUUUAAGGAGCAGAUUGUUCACCACAUCGCUACAAUCUUCUUGAUCAGCUUCUCCUACUGCGGUAACUACGUCCGAGUUGGGACCAUCGUGAUGCUUGUGCAUGACUCAUCUGACUUCCUGCUGGAGUCUGCUAAGAUGUUUAACUAUGCAGGCUGGAGGAAAACCUGUGACAGUUUGUUUGUUCUAUUUGCUGUGGUUUUCCUCGUAACCCGUCUCAUCAUAUUUCCGUGCAGGGUGAUUUACUCGACUAUAGUGGAGUCGCAGGAUUUCUUUGACCCGUUUCCAGGUUAUUACCUGUUCAAUUCUGUGCUGCUGCUGCUGCAGGCGCUGCACAUUUUCUGGGCGUACCUCAUUCUCCGCAUGGUCUACAAAUUUGUCUUCCUGGGCAAAGUGGAGCGUGAUGAGAGGAGUGAUGAAGAGAGCGAGGUGGAGGAAGAGGAAGAUGGGGGUGGUGUGGAGGAAGAAAGCUGUUAUGAUCAGAGGAAAGAUCUCCUCAAUUCCAAACCCGCCUCACUGGCCAACAACUGUGUCCUUAACAACCUGACCCAUCAGAGGAGAAAUAUAAACAGCAGACUGCCCAAAGCCAGAUAGUAUCCCUCAGCCGCUGGUGUUUUAGAGUAUGUCUGUGUAGUAUGUGUGAGUAUGUCUUAUCACUGUCCUGCAAAAACCUGUCAUCUCCAGAACGGCAGCUUAACAGGAGAAUGGAAAAACCAAACCAUCUGAACUUUCAAUGAAAGGAGUCAUUUUGGAGCAUUCCUAUUGGUUUAAUUCCAAUGUGAUUUAGCCAUACCACAUUCAUUUUCAGUCAAAAAGUGAAAAAUGCCAAAAUGGAGGUACAUGGUUUUUGCCUGACUGCAACAAUAUUACAACAUUUUGCCAGUAUAUUUAACAAACUAAGUACAUAUACUACUGAUAGUAUUUAAAAGGGCCUCACCAACACAUUGUAAACCUGUGGACUAAGGAUAGAUAUAAGAUUCAGUGUAUUUUAUCUUUUUAAUCCACUUUAAGUAUUCAUCUUUAAAGGUACAUGACAGCUGACUUUUUAUCACUAGCAGAAAAAAAUAGAAAGAUCAUAAAAUAUGGUUCUUACUGGCCACUUCUAAUGAUCUGUCUCUUUAUAAAUGUAGUAUGCAUUACAUUGCUUGGCAAUCAAGGAAGUAUACAGUAAGGAAAAUACGCUUUUUUCCAUGUAAAAUAUUUUUAAAUUGUAAAUUAGUUUUAAAAUGGAGCAUAAUAUAUACUAAACAUAGGCGAUUUUUUGUAUGUACUGUUCUGAUAUAGAAAGGGCAUAAGAUAAUCAACUGAACUGCUGUUUUCUAUGGUCCUUAUUAUUGCUUUUUACUGCUACAAGACUUCUAAUAUGGUUUAAUGCGUCUGUUGCUUUAGGCCUGUUUUGGACAUGUUUUUAUAUAGUAAUAUAGCGAUGCGUGCAGGAAACAGGGCAAGUGGCUAUUUGGGAAGACUGAUAGGGCCCUCUAGUGAUGGGACUGUGCAUUUAUCGGCCUCAGUUUCUAUGAAUAAUGUAUUAUGAAUACAUUAUGAACCUCCAGGCUUUGUACUGUGCAGGCUUGUUUGGAAUAUUGUGGAGUGCCUGGAUUGGUUGUGGGUGGAUUGACUUAGUGAAUCAGCAACUGGUUGAUUACCAAAGGACUUGCUGAUAAUCUUAAUCUUAAUCCCCUUAACGGCGAUCUUUUUUUAGCCUUCAUACAGCCUAGAUAUUUGUAAGGCCAGGCUUGAUGGUCUACCGUUGAGAAAUAUAUGGUUCAUUAUAAUAUACAUAAAUUAUUGAAAGGUAAAUAAAUACAGUUAUACCAGCACUGCCAUACAGAAUAAUGCAAAACUGGGAAAAACUUACAUUUAUAACAAGCACAAUACCUUGCAUGAGAAUUUAAGUAUUAGAUUCAUUUUUUGGACCUCAGUUGAUCUUUUAUUUUUAUCCAGCUGCUGCAGGAAGUUCUCCAGAGUACAGACUACAUAUUUGUAUUAUAUUUAUAUUAAAAGGGAAAGGCCUCUUAUAUGUUUUUUUUAACAUACAUGGCAAGAAACAGACCACAAAAUACAAAACAGUUCUGGACCUAAUGUGUGAUAUUUCAAGAACUCAAGAGCUAGCCUUGAAAACACAGAUGCUUUAUCAUGGCCUACUGCAUCGCCAGCAGUGCAGUUAUUUUUUUAUAUUACUUUACUAAUCAUUUUCAUUGGAACAGCCUAAAUAAGCCAGUAACUUAUUUUAGUAAAUUCUAAUAGUUUACUUUGCUUGAAGAACAUUGAAUAGUAGAUCUUCAGGCCACUAAACACUGAAAAAUGUAUACAUUCUACUCACAGCUCAGAUGUGUGUAUAAUUGUUCUUAUGAAAAAAAAUAUAUACUGUAUCAACACAGUUUACUUACUUUUGGCACUUACUGUUUAACCUCAUUGAUAUAAUAGAUUUUAAUAUUGUUAGACUCUAGUUUUUUAUUCUAUUGCAGGCAUUGACUUUGGCUUGCCUGGUGUUGUUUUGCACUGAAAUAUACUACUGAGCCUUCUAUCUGUGAGCCUCACAUCCAUACAACUGUCUGAUACACUGCAGCGGCGUGUAUGUGUGAAACGUUUUAGAGCACAGCUGAUUCUGGAUCAUCAUUCUCUGAAAUGGCUGAUGUACACGUGUCCUUUUUUUUAUUAAGAAAUUCUAUUUAUUUGCUUCUUUUAGAGGGAUUUGUUUAGUUGAAGCUAAUUCUCAGAGCAUUAAUUAUAUUUAUUAUUAUUUUUCGCCCCUAACUUGCAGUUACUCUAUUGUUACGUAUACUGAAGAUCAUGUUUGGCUGUACACACACACAAACUCCAGGCAUAUACUGUUUUAUUCACUUUAACACAAAUAAAUAAAUACAAAUGUGACAAAGUA
Messenger RNA from Astyanax mexicanus (Mexican tetra), 4092 nucleotides. RefSeq names its product ceramide synthase 4a (gene cers4a). Bases 597 to 1805 code for a protein of 402 amino acids. Gene Ontology annotation, molecular function: sphingosine N-acyltransferase activity. Gene Ontology annotation, biological process: ceramide biosynthetic process. The record is from RefSeq and is a predicted model, not a curated record. The transcript is spliced from 12 exons. Gene Ontology annotation, cellular component: membrane. Lineage: Eukaryota; Metazoa; Chordata; Actinopteri; Characiformes; Acestrorhamphidae.